Molecule: messenger RNA, 4442 nt
Organism: Apis dorsata (giant honeybee)
Lineage: Eukaryota; Metazoa; Arthropoda; Insecta; Hymenoptera; Apidae
Gene: Galphaq
Product: guanine nucleotide-binding protein G(q) subunit alpha
Exons: 11
Coding region: 1483-2781 (432 amino acids)
Biological process (GO): phospholipase C-activating dopamine receptor signaling pathway; adenylate cyclase-modulating G protein-coupled receptor signaling pathway
Cellular component (GO): heterotrimeric G-protein complex
Molecular function (GO): G protein-coupled receptor binding; GTPase activity; G-protein beta/gamma-subunit complex binding
Source: RefSeq, a predicted model, not a curated record
GGGCGCGGCGCGAAUCGCAAGAGGAGUUGCUCCGCUCGAGGUGUGGGCGCUCGUGCAGCAACGGCAAUAACAGCAGACGACCUCGUCAUCGUCUUCUAUUCUAUCGUCCUCGGUUCGUUGUUUCCGUCUACGUUACCUCGUAAUCGCGUUCGUCGUUUGGCAUACGUCGCGUAUAGGUUGCGUGUGUGCGCACACGGUGCAUAUUCAGUGUGAAUCUAUUUCGUCGCGUGUGCGGUACAGAAAGAGUACCCUAAAGCGAGAGAGAGAGGGAGAGGAAGAAAAAGAAAGAGAGACAGAGCGAGAGAGAAAGAAGGAAAGAGAGAGAAAGAAAGCGUGAAUCGAAGAAAGAAAGAGACAGGGUAGGAGAACGAAACAGAGAGGGGGUGAGAGAGAAAGAGUGUAAGGGAGAGACAGAGAGCAGCUGAGAGAGAAAGAGAUAGAGCGCCGGUGGGUUACCACACCCAACCGCGCCGGGGACCGAGUGAACGAGUGAACGAGCCGUACGAGAGCUCUCUCGCGAGUAGUACGCGGGUACAGCGGGGGACCCAGGGACCGACGAUCGAGAUUCGACGGAGUACAGUCGGGACUCUCUAGAUCUCGAUCCAACGGACCUCGCUCUCGCGAAAUUCGCGUCUCUUACCAGAAUCGUCGAAGUCACGCCGUGAGCAAAGGCUAAACGUGUGCGCGCGUGUCUCCCCCGCUUCCUCGACGUCUCUCGCGAGUGCGUUUCACGUUUCGUCGCAGAACGUGCGUGCGUGAAUAAAGAAUAAGAAAAACGAGAAAAAAGAAGCAUAAAAAAAAAAUAUAGAAAGAAGCGGGAGAGUAAAGCUAGAGAGAGAAUUGAAGAAGAUUGAAAAAGAAAAAGAAGGGAAGGAAAAGCGAGAGGGCAGACACAAGCUACCGGCCGAGGUUCGUGCGUGUGCGUACAUGUGUUGAUGUGUCGCUGGCGUCGUCGAGCCCUGCCAGGAGUGCUCCGUCGCCGCGUGUGCCGACGUCGUUGAGAAUACGGGGAUUUCGGAGACGCGACUAUCAAGUCUACAUUUACAUCUACGUUGUCGUCGUCCUCAUACACGUUAUCGUCGUCGUCGUCGUCGUCGUCGUCAGCGUGGACAAGUGCUAGUGAUUCGUGCUAGUGGCGGUAGUGGUGGUGCAGACGAUCGGUUUCAUCGGCUUAACCAGAACGAAAAGGAAGGAAGAAGAGAAGGAAACCACGAGGACGGCGACGAGACGUCGUCGCUCGUUCGCGGUGGCAAGGUAAUAUCGGCCCGACGACGAUAUCGUGCCGUCGAGCCCGCUGCUGUCUACGACAAACCUCGCCGCUCGGCAAUCGCUCGCUACCACCGCAAAUCGCUUGUUCCCUCUCUCCCUUCCUCCCUCCCUCUCCUCCCUCCUUCUCCUUUUCCUCCUCCUCCUCGUCCUCUUCCUCCUCAUUUUUCUCCUCUCUUCCUCCUCCAUCUAUCGAGGAUCCUGCCGUCCUGAGCUAUGGCGUGCUGCCUGUCGGAAGAGGCGAGGGAGCAGAAACGAAUCAAUCAGGAGAUCGAGCGGCAACUCCGAAAGGAUAAACGAGAUGCCAGGCGGGAACUUAAGCUGCUACUUUUGGGUACUGGUGAAUCCGGCAAAUCCACCUUUAUUAAACAGAUGAGAAUCAUCCACGGGUCUGGUUACUCGGAUGAUGACAAGAGGGGGUUCAUCAAACUCGUAUACCAAAACAUUUUCAUGGCCAUGCAGUCCAUGAUCCGAGCGAUGGACCUCCUCAAGAUCCAGUACACCGAAUCUUCGAAUAUAGAAAAAGCAGAACUUGUGCGAAGCGUGGACUUCGAAACGGUUACAACGUUUGAAAGCCCAUACGUAGAGGCAAUUAAAGAUUUAUGGGCAGAUGCUGGUAUCCAGGAGUGUUAUGACCGCAGGCGAGAAUAUCAGCUCACAGAUUCCGCUAAAUAUUACCUAUUGGAGAUAGAUCGAGUCGCAGCACCAGACUACCUCCCAACAGAACAGGACAUUCUUCGCGUGAGAGUACCCACUACUGGUAUAAUUGAAUAUCCCUUUGACUUGGAAGAAAUUCGAUUUAGUUAUCUUAGUGACCUAGACCGUAUUGAAAAGCCUGACUUCCUUCCUACUGAACAAGAUAUUCUUCGGGCUCGAGCUCCUACUACUGGCAUUAUAGAAUAUCCGUUUGAUCUGGACUCCAUCAUAUUUAGGAUGGUAGACGUCGGUGGACAGAGAUCAGAAAGAAGGAAGUNGAUUCAUUGUUUCGAAAAUGUUACUUCUAUUAUCUUUUUAGUAGCUUUAAGUGAAUAUGAUCAAAUUUUGUUUGAGUCAGAAAAUGAGAAUCGAAUGGAAGAAAGUAAGGCAUUGUUCAAAACAAUUAUUACAUAUCCUUGGUUCCAACAGUCCUCUGUUAUUCUUUUCCUAAAUAAGAAAGAUUUGCUCGAAGAGAAGAUUAUGUAUUCUCACCUUGUUGACUAUUUCCCGGAAUAUAAUGGCCCUAAACAGCAAGCUGUACCAGCCAGGGAAUUCAUCUUACAGGUGUAUCUUAGUACGAAUCCUGAUCCUGACCGCAUGUGCUACUCUCACUUCACGUGUGCGACAGGCCCACAAAGAGAUGCCAUACCUGCUAGAGAAUUCAUUUUACAGAUGUUUGUCGACUUGAAUCCUGAUAUUGAGAAGAUUAUAUAUUCACAUUUUACGUGUGCCACAGAUACAGAAAACAUCAGAUUUGUAUUUGCAGCAGUGAAAGACACCAUUCUACAAUUAAACUUAAAAGAAUAUAAUCUGGUUUAGAUGGCAAUACAUAAAAUUCAGGAUGGACUUAAGAAUUUUUCUUAUACCCUGACCAAGGUAUCAGUGUGAACUCUGUUAAGUUAGAAAUGGAGAAGAGACGAAAAAAGCAGAAAAUGAAUAGUAAUUUAUGGUGCCAUCAACAUUGUCGCUGCUCCAUUACAAGUGUACCAACUAUUGAUUAGUAAAAUUUAUAACGGAGGUAACAGCGAUGAACAAAUAUGGACCUAAAUCUGAGCGUUAUACGUUCUUUCCUAACCUUCUCACUGUCAAUACCAACAAAUUGAUUUAGUUUCAUACUCUAUUUGUUGAAUUUAUUACCUUUUUAUAGAUUAGUUUAGUCAAUCAUGCCUGGCUGACUGCGUAAUCGUCUAAUUUUUAUAUAAUGAUACCAUGAGCAACACAUAAAUAAACAUAUAAGAUAGAGUGCAGCCAUGCGAUACAAUGUCUGUCCAAGUGUUCAUCUCAAAUCGAGAGAUCUCAGCAAGAAACUGAAGAGAAGAAGGACAAAUACUUUUUAAUCACAAAUAGUCAGUGACACAAGUGAGAGCAAUUCUAGUGCCAUUUACUAGUGUGGUGUUUUUAUUGCAGUCCCUUCUUAGAUGCAAAAAGCCAAAGUGUUUUUUUAUCUGUGCCAGAAGCAAGUAAAAAUUUUUUCUGCAUGUGACUCAAAUUCAUAAUUCAUCGUAUAAAUAUUGUUAUAUAUAAUAUAUAAAAUGAAAAAUAGGUUAGCAUUGAAAAAAGCAACAUAAAACCAACAAGAAGGAAACUUUACCACCCUUCAAUAUUAAGAAAUUAUUAGAAAACAUCUGUUUGAUGUGAUUUUAGGUAAUUAGGAGUUGAAAGGUUGCAGAUUCUUCUGCUGUCUUUUUUCUCCAUAGGCUGUGUACGGAAUGUGAGGGCUGCGAUCUCAUACCAUACAAUUAUAAUCCUGCAAGUUACAAACGACGUAAAAGUCGUUUAUCAUGAUACUUUUCCUUUCAUCCAGCCCUCGCUUAUUGACACAGCAUUGUGUAGCUAGGGACAUGGUUUAAGAACAUGUGGCCCUAGUUCACAUUGUAUCCACAUUACAGUGUAUGUAUGAACUGCUCACUGCCUGCGCUCGCUCAUGCUGGCUAGCGCGCUGCCCACUGCUUGUAUUCUCUAAUGGUUCAAUAAAUUGCUGUUUGUGUCAUUUUUUAAUGUUCUAAGGAAAGAACAUUUGUAUAAAGAUGAUAGAAACUGCUUUGCAUAAACCUAGAGAAUACUUGCACAAUUGACAGUGUUAGUCAGUGAAUUAGGGUGUGACAUUUAGAUAUAUAUAAUCUGAAUGUCUAACCCUGAUGUUACUAACACUGCACGCACACUGGGCAGCAUAUGUCAUACCUACUUUGGUUGAAACAUUGAGUUUAUAUGAAAGAAAAAAUAUAUAAAUACAUUGAAUAAAAUAUAAUAUUAAGAGAUAAUAACAAAUAAUAUUGAAUAAUAAUAGUAAUAAUAAUAAUAAUUAAUAAUAUUAAUAAUAAUAAUAUUAAUAAUAAUAUUAAUAAUAAUAAUAAUACUGCUUGGUUUUCAGUGAGAGUGUAUAAUUAAAAAGAAUGAAUGACAAUGAAAGAGAGGAAAUAAAUGUGUAUUCUCUCAAACUGAGAAAAAAUGAUAGUAAAAGUGAAAGAAAGAAAAAGAAA